This is a messenger RNA of Saitoella complicata NRRL Y-17804, 1029 nucleotides long. RefSeq lists its product as uncharacterized. Bases 1 to 1029 code for a protein of 342 amino acids. Gene Ontology annotation, molecular function: protein binding. The record is from RefSeq and is a predicted model, not a curated record. The transcript has a single exon. Lineage: Eukaryota; Fungi; Ascomycota; Saitoellomycetes; Saitoellales; Saitoellaceae.
AUGGGUAGGAAGAGCAGAAGAACCGGCAACGACCUCGAUGACCUCGAUUUUCCUACCGAGAAGCUCCGUCUCAAGACUCCUCCUGCAACACCGCCUCAGACCGAUGACGUUGAUCUCUCAGAUACACACUUGCCGCCUCCCCAAUGUUCCGCUCCGAUCUUGAAUUUGCCAUAUGAGAUAUAUUCCAAAAUUUUCGACUACGCAGAUCCAACAUCAAUCUACUCCCUCCACCUCACGCACCCCCACCUCCGAUCGACAGCCUCAAACUGGGUACAAUCACUCGUCUUGUCACAAUCCCUGCCAUACCCAUUCAAUCUGAUCGAUAAUGACACAUUACACAAUUUUAAUGGACUACGAGAUAUGCUGGAGACUUGUCUGAAUAAUGCAGAAGUGGUGGGAUUGGAGUGGGAACCAACGUAUGAAGCACGACGUACGGAGGAUUGGGAGGGGUACGACUCCGACCGGCCGGUCGAUGAACAACAACUCGAAUUCGAUACCCUUCGACGCAAAAGCAGCAAACCUAUGGAAUCCAGGCGCCAUAGACUCUGGCGUUGGGAUCGCGACCGCAGGCGUCUUGAAUGGUUGCGGUAUGCUGGGUUUGUGUGGGGUGUAGGAUACGGUACUCCGUUCACGAAACACGGCAAGGUGAAGAUGUCUGCACUGGCAAAAGCCCGGACCGAAGCCGCAACAAGCGCAGUCCGCCCCGAACACUACAACAACAACCGACCAAACACAGCCUGGGACACCGACGACUACCUCCGCGUUCUCCUCUCCUUCGCUUCCGACACGAAACAUGAUGUGAAAGCUAUCGUGUUUCCGACGAGUGAGAUAGCCGGGAACGGGAAAGAGGAGGGAAGGUUGAGAGUGUUAUUGGAGAGGGGUGCGGAGAAGUUGGAUUUGAAGGCCGUUGUUGUGGAGGAGAGGGUGGAGGGGGGUGGAGUGAGGAGGAGUUUGUUAGUGAAGAAGAAAGGGAAGGGACAGAGUGGGAGGAAGGCGGAGAGGGUAGCGGCGCAGAAGGGAGGCUUUUGA